Molecule: messenger RNA, 741 nt
Organism: Equus quagga
Lineage: Eukaryota; Metazoa; Chordata; Mammalia; Perissodactyla; Equidae
Gene: LYPD4
Product: LY6/PLAUR domain containing 4
Exons: 4
Coding region: 1-741 (246 amino acids)
Cellular component (GO): plasma membrane raft; plasma membrane
Source: RefSeq, a predicted model, not a curated record
AUGGGACCCCAGCAUUUGAGCCCUGUGCAACUGCUCUGCGUCCUGGGGGCCAUCUCCACUCUUCCUUGGGCUGGGGCUCUUUUGUGCUAUGAAGCAACAUCCUCACUCUUCAGAGCUGUUAAUUUCAAUCACUGGAAAUGGCUUCUGUUGAGGAGUGCAGUGUGUAAACUGGCCGAGGGCUGCGAGGAGACACUGGUGCUCAUCGAGACAGGGAACAGAAGGGGAGUUGUGGGCUUUAAAGGCUGCAGCCCAGCCUCAUCUUACCCCAAGCAAGUCUCCUAUCUCGUUUCACCACCUGGAUUGUCCAUUGCCUCCUACAGCCGUGUCUGCCGGACGUAUCUCUGCAAUAACCUCACCAACUUGAAUCCUUUGUUGAAGCUCAAGGCCAAAGCUCCUAAGACUACAGCAUUUGCUUCCCAUAGUUGCCCAACUUGUGUGGGCGAGCACUCUCAGGAUUGCCUCCCAAAUUUUGUCACCACUGAUUCUUGCCCCUACAAUGCCCCUAAGUGUUACAGUUCCACCUUAAGCUUUCGGGCAGGGUUUCUCAAUACCACAUUCCUCCUCAUGGGCUGUGCUCGUGAACAUGCCAAACUUUUAGAAAAUUUUAACCAGAUUGGGAGCAUCAGUGUGAGUGAGGUCCUCAACAUUGUAGAGAAGGCCCAGAUUGCUGGUGCAGAGCCCUCCAGUCGGGGUCCUGCUUGGGGCAUCCUCUUAGGCCUCCUGCUUGCCUUCAGGAAGUGA